Messenger RNA from Stegodyphus dumicola, 652 nucleotides. RefSeq names its product small ribosomal subunit protein eS10B-like. Lineage: Eukaryota; Metazoa; Arthropoda; Arachnida; Araneae; Eresidae. Gene Ontology annotation, molecular function: structural constituent of ribosome; RNA binding. The record is from RefSeq and is a predicted model, not a curated record. Gene Ontology annotation, cellular component: cytosolic small ribosomal subunit.
GCGAGUGCGAAAAAUUUUAACUUCUUCGAAUGGCGUCAUCUAUUGUAGGUUCCUCGUGGCGAUCUGAAGUUUUGCUGUAAAGUGUGUAGGUUUGUGUAUAUCUUAUAAAAUUUGUUAUUUAGAGCCACAACAUGUUGAUGCCAAAGAGUCAUCGCAUUGCUAUCUAUGAAUAUCUAUUUAAAGAAGGUGUACUUGUGGCCAAAAAGGAUUUUAAUGCACCCAAGCAUCCAGAAUUAGAAAAUGUUCCAAAUCUGCAUGUUAUUAAAGCUUUGCAGUCAUUAAAAUCUAAAGGCUUAGUUAAAGAACAAUUUGCAUGGCGUCAUUAUUAUUGGUAUUUAACUAAUGAAGGCAUUCAGUAUCUUCGUACUGUUCUGAACUUACCUCCUGAAAUUGUACCAUCAACUCUCAAAAGGCAAGUACGCUCGGAAACUACAAGGCAAAGGCCAAGAGCUCCUGAUGCUGCACCAAAAGCAGCUAGUGAUAGAGAAGGAUACAGAUGGGCUCCAGGUGGUCCCUGAUAAGAGAGGUGAUGUUGGUCUCGGCACAGAUACAAAAUUGGAAUUCAAAGGAGGAUUUGGCCGUGGCCGUCAACCACCUCAGUAAUAUGUAUUGGAUCAUCUAAAAAAAUAAAAUUUUCAUUAAAAAUUGUGUA